UCAACGAGAGAAUAUGAUGCCUCCUGCAAGUCAACUCCUGUACUUUAGCUAAUAUAGAUAGCUAGCUGAAAUAUUAUAGCUCUAUUGUAUUGGAGAACGUGGCGUGACAGCCGUAAAUGUCCUCUGUCGUCUCGUUGGUCUGAAGGGUCGUUAAGGUUCAAACUGUCUGGGCGACCGAGAAUUGUACUUCGUCUAUUUUGAAUAGACACAUUUUAGCGGGCGGUUUGUUUUCCCUUCCUUGUUAUCUGUAGGCUCAAGUCGCGAACCCCUACCUCCUCACCCCAAACCACAUUUAAUACAGCAUGGUCAUGCCUGACAAUCACCAAAAACCGAUGGUCCGGGGUCCUGUCCGAGUGGGCUUCUACGAUAUCGAACGUACUCUGGGAAAGGGUAAUUUCGCCGUUGUGAAGCUGGCUAGACAUCGCAUUACCAAGACCGAGGUUGCCAUUAAAAUCAUUGACAAGAGCCAACUAGAUGCUGUGAACCUGGAGAAGAUCUACCGGGAGGUACAGAUCAUGAAAAUGUUGGACCACCCGCACAUCAUCAAGUUGUACCAGGUAAUGGAGACCAAGAACAUGCUCUACUUGGUGACAGAGUAUGCCAAAAACGGGGAGAUUUUUGACUACCUGGCCAAACACGGGCGACUGAGCGAGCUGGAAGCGCGGCGCAAGUUCUGGCAGAUCCUAUCAGCGGUGGAGUACUGCCACAACCGUAACAUAGUCCACCGAGACCUGAAGGCCGAGAACCUGCUGCUGGACGGACACAUGAACAUCAAGAUAGCAGAUUUUGGCUUUGGGAACUUCUUCCAGCCCGGGGAGCCCCUGGCCACGUGGUGCGGCAGCCCCCCCUACGCCGCUCCGGAGGUGUUCGAGGGACAACAGUACGAGGGGCCCCAGCUGGACAUCUGGAGUAUGGGGGUGGUGCUGUACGUGCUGGUGUGUGGCGCCCUGCCCUUCGACGGCCCCACCCUGCCCGUGCUCCGACAGCGUGUCUUGGAGGGUCGCUUCCGCAUCCCCUACUUCAUGACAGAAGACUGCGAGCACCUGAUCCGGCGGAUGCUGGUUUUGGACCCGUCCAAACGUCUGUCGGUGGCCCAGAUCAAGGAGCACAAGUGGAUGGCACUGGACGUGCCGGUGCAGAGGCCCAUGCUGUACCAGCAGGAGGGCGACCUGGGUGUGGGCGAGUACAGCGAGCAGGUUCUACGGCUCAUGCACAGCCUGGGCAUUGACCAACACAAGACCAUCGAGUCUCUCCAGAACAAGAGUUACAACCACUUUGCUGCUAUCUACUACCUGCUGGUGGAGCGUCUCAAGGCCCACCGCUGCAGUUUCCCUGUGGAGCAGCGGCUUGACGUACGCCAGCGCCGGCCCAGCACCAUCGCCGAGCAGACUGUCGUCAAGCCAAGCGAGCUGAGCGGUGGCUCCCCCCAGGUGGGUCUCCUGCCCCAGGGGGUGCGGGGUCUCCUACGCUCCCCAGUGCUGCCCCAAGCCUCUAUCGAUGCCUUCAACUUCCCACAGUCGCCGCUUCUGCCCGAGCACAGCUUCAUGGUCGAGGACGUGGCCACUCCUAAAGUGAAUGGCUGCAUGCUGGACCCCCUGCCCCCCACAGUGCUGCGCAAGUCCAGCGUGUCGUCACCCAGUAACAUGAUGGAGACAUCCAUCGACGAGGGCAUAGAGACGGAGGAGCCCGACGCCGAGGACGACCCCGCCCACUUCUUCUCCGCCUUCCAGACGGCCCGCUUCGGCCAGCGCCGACACACCCUUUCCGAGGUCACUAACGAGCUAGGCCCUGUCAUCAACCAAGGUAAACUGUUCACAAUGGGCCACAACCCGUCCCUGGGCAGCGUGGACUCUGACAUGGGCUACGACAUGGGCUCCUUGCACAGUGACCUGGGUCUGCUGGAGGACGCCCCCUCUCUCAGCGAGGUGGUCCUGGCCAACACCCACAGCUCGGGGUCCCACGUGACCCAGGGCCCCUUCAUGAGCCAGCGGCCCCCCAACCCCACCAUGCAGGCCCUGAGCUCCCAGAGGAGAGAGACCAACAACCGCUCGCCCAUCAGCUUCAGGGAGGGCCGCCGCGCCUCAGACACCUCCCUCACACAAGGUCUGGUUGCGUUCCGGCAGCAUCUCCAGAACCUGGCACGGACCAAAGGCAUCCUGGAGCUGAACAAACAGAUGUACGAGCAGAUGGGCUCCGGGGAGGACCCGUCCUCCAUGAGGACCCUGGGGCCCAAUGCAAACCUGCAGAACCUGCUGGACCCCAUGCUGCAGCACGAGGAUAACUUAGCUUUAUACCAUGAUGGCGCCCAACCUCUACUGUCCCGAAGACAGAGCCUGGAGACACAAUAUCUUGCACACAGACUACAGAAAGCUAGUGUUAUGGCUAAUGUAAGUCCUGCUAGCUGCCAGCUCUUCUGUAAGGAGAAUCCUCGGAGUCUAGAACAACAGCUGCAGGAGCAUAGGUUGCACCAGAAGAGGAUGUACCUCCAGAAGCAGACCCACCUCCAAGCCUACUUUAACCAGAUGCAGAUAGUGGAGGGUUCCUAUCCAGGGGACCCAGGGGCCCCUCCACAGCAGCAGGGGGCCUUGGCUGGGGCCCACCAGCAGCAGGGCAGCUCCCAGGCCUCCCCUCCCUACACCCAGGCCCUCAGCCCCCUCAUGGAGCCCAGCGCCAACCUGGUCUACGACCCCAACCUGGUCUACGACCCCUACCUGGCCCAGCACUACCCCCACCCUCACUCCCACCUCAGCCCAGUACUCAUGCCCCCCAGCCUGGCCGGCCAGCUGCAAAACCAGCACCCCGAGGCCCUGGGCUACAGCUACCAGCUGUGUGACCACCAGGGCCAGUUCCACUCCCCCCAAGAGGCACUUUAUCCAGAGCAAUACGAGUUCCCCCUGGACCCCGGUCAGCCGCACCCGCCUGGCCCAGAAGAGGCCCCUGUUGCCGGGUACGAGGGGCUGGCGCUCCCCGCCGAGCUCCAGGACUCCUUUCUGGACAGCGAGAUGAUGGAGACUGUAGACUCGCAGCACGGCUUCGUACUGGUGAACUGAAGCCGGUAUAACUGUGGGGAGAAAGCAGUAUUACGUCGUAGAUGUCAUGGAGUGGAGUUGGGGGUCAAGGUACAGGGGAAAGGGGAAGUGUUUUUUUUUUGUAUCAAUGAAUACUAUUUUUUUGUUGUGGUGAACCAACCUCAGAACCUUUCUACCAAAGUCCUCCCCAUCUCCCUUCUUUCCACUUCUCUGUUCCCAUCAGCCCUAUGCCAGGACCCAGGCCUGGUGGCUGCCUGGGUGAUGGGGGCGUGCCAGCAUGGCUGGGUAUGUAUGUGUGGAUGGAUGGAUGUUGCCAUGAUGGGGCUGUCACGUGUGAAGUGAUAUCGCUCCACAGGAACACAACUGCCUCAAAGCUGACUGCAGCCGCAGCGGCCUAGUCGAGAAGGAGAGCUGGACGAUGCAAGAAAACUUAGCACAGUUUGGUCGUUUUUGGAAGACGUGCACAACGGAAUUUGGCUUACCGAAAGCACAAACCAAACGGCAAAGAUGCUAUUUUGUAUUGAAAUAGGACAAGAACUCUCAAAAACACGUUGCGUGUUUGACGUAGUAAAAAAAAGAACGAAGAAACGAGACAAAGUAAUGAAUUGAUGCGCGCUUGAUAAGUGCAGUAUUAGUCAAUAUUUGAUCAUGGCAAUAUUGAAGCAACAUAUCCAUCUGGGACUGGGGAGCCGCACAGGCUUCUUCCUCACCAGAAAGUUGUACUUUAAUGCGUGACAUUUUUUGGGAGAAUUCCAGUAUGAUGACUCACAGCCAACAUAUCCACAAUGACAGCUCAUCACCGCGUAGACCGUGAUGAUGUAAUCAGGAGAUAAUCCUCCCACCAAUCCCAUCGGAUAAAAGGGAAGAAAAAAAACUAACAGUACUCCAAUCAAUAUUUAAUGAAGAGAAACAUGACUUGUGUUCAUGUUCCUUAUAAAUCGGGUAGUUAUUUCCAACAAACUACUCGAAUCAGUUUGUAAGGCCGUUUGCUUCACUAGUAGCUCAAAUGAAUGUCAAGUUAAGUCCAAUCAAAUCAGUUUGCUGCACUAGUGUAGAGUUAGGUGAGAUUUUUAUCUCCAGAUUGUGACAUUAUACCUCCUGUGGUAUGCAGCUGAUGUGGUGGAAUAGCCUUAAAUACCUACUGGGUUUCUGAAGGUAUGUGUUUCUCUAACCUAAAGGUUGGUAUAAAAAAAGAAUAAGACAUGUAAGAACAGAACGUUAGUCACCCGACACUGGAUUAAUUGAGUCAAGUUUCACCAUGGCUCUCUUACAACAAGCUUAGAAUGAACACUUAACUUUUGAAUCUACUUGAAGCGUACAGAUCUCUGACGAAGAAAAACUAAUAGUACAAUACUUUUGAACAGAGCCCUAUUGGCUCUGGUCAAAGUAGUGCACUAUAUUGGGAAUAGGGUGGCAUUUGGGACGCAGCCAUAGACUAGACUACAGGAUUGUCUGUGGAAGUUGAAUUACUGGAGCACUUUUACGAGGAGGUAAAAAGGAAAUGUAGCUAGAGCGAGAGAAAGGUGGUGAUGGUGGUGGUCAGAAUGGUGUUUAGCCUAGUCUGCUGCUUCCCCGGGAGACUAAAACAAAAGCGAGGGACCCAUUCGCUGUCUCUUAUCCCAAUAAAUGGACACAAAACAUUUGGUUCUUUCAAAGAAAGACCAGAGAGAAUAACACUAUUGGUUGUUCAUUGUGCUUUGUACAAAUUAGGGGUUUAGAGACUCUCAAGAUGCAACAAAUAUUGUGUUGAGCGUGAAGUGUUCAGUGUGCCUUUUUACUUUUUUCUUUUUGAAUUAAGAUUAGAAUAUUUUAGCAUUUAUUUCUCGUUUUAAUUCCGUUCUGUUUUUAUUUUGGGGUAUCCUUUCCGGAAAUAAGUAGACCCAGGUUUUACAAAGGUACAAAACCAAAGUCCCCUCAGAAGUUUCCCUGUCCAACCACUCCAUGUGGAGUUAGGAGCUUCUUGGUUUUAGCUUCUUGACAGUGCUUUUUUGGUCAAUCAGUAUAUGCCAUUUAAAAAGUAUUAUAGCAAUAUUUCUAAGUAAUAGCAGAAGAUAUAAAGAACAUAAUGAAGAUUAGUAGUGGAUGUGUUUCAGUAUCAUAAUUGCACCUCCUGCUGACAAACACCUGUCGUUAGAAAAUCCAAUUUUAUAUUUACCAUUGAUGUUGACCACACAUAAGCUAAUUUGCUGUUGAGAUUAAAAAGGUUUAUCGAA
Molecule: messenger RNA, 5242 nt
Organism: Coregonus clupeaformis (lake whitefish)
Lineage: Eukaryota; Metazoa; Chordata; Actinopteri; Salmoniformes; Salmonidae
Product: serine/threonine-protein kinase SIK2
Exons: 15
Coding region: 303-3050 (915 amino acids)
Biological process (GO): intracellular signal transduction; protein phosphorylation; microtubule cytoskeleton organization
Cellular component (GO): cytoplasm
Molecular function (GO): ATP binding; protein serine/threonine kinase activity; tau-protein kinase activity
Source: RefSeq, a predicted model, not a curated record